Messenger RNA from Danio rerio (zebrafish), 1199 nucleotides. It is a transcript of the gene tmem26b, whose product is annotated as transmembrane protein 26b. The record is from RefSeq and is marked provisional. Lineage: Eukaryota; Metazoa; Chordata; Actinopteri; Cypriniformes; Danionidae.
GAAAGCUUCUACUUUUCUCACACAACCUAUCCUAAAAAAGUAUUUUAAAAGAAAGCAUGUUUGUCAAAUUUAUCUGCGCUAUAGUCACGAGGGCACUGUUUAUCCUAGUGUCCCUCAUCGGUGUGUGGAGGGUGACAUGGGUGAAAAACAAUCCUUUAUACUGGUUUCUGACUAUCCUUUAUCUACCUCUCGUGGUGGAAAUGAUUUUAACUCUGAGAAGAAGAAAAGGGAAGGAUUACAAAUGGUUUUCUCCAGCAAUACUGUUUUUCCUUAUCAGCAUCAUACCAACCAUAUGGAUCCUUGAGUUGCACCAUGAGCAAAACAAAUCAAGUGAUACUAAGUGCACUAAACUGGAUUCAUCUGAAGACAUCAGAGCUUUUCUUCACGAGUGGAAAAAUUCCACCAACGGAUCUGUGAAUACACAGGAUCCUCUGAAAUUACUGUCAACGGUUUGUGCCAAUGACUGGAUCCUGGCUCUUCAACAAAUCGUUCUGAUUCUGCUAAUAGUGGGAAAAUGGAUGCUACCGAUCGCCGGAGGCGUCACGAGAGAUGAAAUGUCCCAGUUGUUGCUCAUCUUUGUGGGCACAGCUGCUGAUAUCCUCGAGUUUAUCAGUGAAACGCUGUCUGAUGUGAACGAGGAGAGUCUGUCAUUUGUGUGUGUUAUUCUUGUGGUCUGGACAUUGAGCAUGCUACAGUUUCCACUGCAUUUCUCAGUGGUGAACACCAGAGCAGAAGAUGUUUCUGUAAGCCAGGAUGGCUCGCUGUACUCAAGGUACAGGACGGAUAUAUGGAACAUUGGUGGAAGUCUAUUUCUUCAGGACGGGCCUUUCUUUGUUGUCCGACUUACAGUUAUGAUGGUUUUUUCCAACUUUCAUCAGAUGCUGGUGUUUUUUACCCUUAAAAACUUUCUGGUAGUGAUGCUUAACAUCUACAGGCUGUGGGUGAUUUGGAUUGAUAGCAAAUCGUAACGUGUUUGAACAGAAUCUCGUCUGAGCUAAAACAAACAAAGCAAAACAGUGAUGAUUCAUUGGCAGUAACGGUUUUUUAGAACCGACAUGGUGCCAGUUACAGAGAAAAGUGUAUUUUCGUUAAGCAAUUUGACUUUGACAAGGAUCAACAAUCCAUGCAUCCAUGUUAUAUUAUUAAGAAGGCUGUGAAAGCUAACACAUAAUAAUAAUUAAAUGUAGCUUGUAAAUAUA